UUGGCCUCUGUGGUCAAACCUUGUACUAUGUGCUCUGCCAUGAUUCCAUUGUCAGAGUUGCUUGAUUCGGAGUGGGAGAUACAAGAAAGGUGAAUUUUCCGAAGCUAUUUGUGUCCACCGCAUGGAAAAAUGGCAACGCAUUCCUCUCCCCUGCGAAUUGGAAUUGUAGGAUUUGGACAUCUCGGACAGUACUUGCUGGAGAGAAUCAUCAAAGAUGGCGCCUCUGUAGGCUUAACUUUGGCUUUUGUUUGGAACCGAAAUCCUGAAAAACUGGAACGUUUAGUCCCGGAUGAACUUGUUUUGGAUAAUCUGUCAUCCUUCGCAGAAAGGGAAUGUGAUGUCAUUGUGGAGGUGUGCCAUCCUCAGGUAGUGAAAGAAUUCGGUGUCCGCUUCCUGUCCCACUCACAUUUUAUGGUUGGUUCCCCCUCGGCCCUCGCUGAUCAUGACCUGAAUACAAAACUUCGUCAGGCGGCCCAAAAGAAUGGACGAACCCUCUACGUCCCAAGUGGCGCCUUAUGGGGAGGUCAAGACAUCCAGAAGUUGAACGAUAGCGGGACCUUGCAGGCUUUAUUCAUAAGGAUGUCCAAGCAUCCAUCCUGCUUCCGUCUGACUGGAGAUGUGCUCUCAGAGUGGGCAGAGGAACAGGGGAGGCGGGUUUUAUUCACAGGCUCUGUGGCGAAGCUGUGUCCGCUCGCUCCCAACAACGUCAACACCAUGGCGGCAGCGGCAGUGGCUGCAGGGACGCUCGGUUUUAACGGUGUUCAAGGAGAGAUUGUGGCCGACACGGCGUUGAGUGAUUAUCAUCUAGUGGAGGUGCAGGUGACAGGGCCUGAUGGUUUCGCCGUGCACACAGCGAGAAGGAAUCCAGCCCAACUUGGCGCCGUAACCGGUAAUGCAACAUACAACUCGUUUUGGAAUAGUCUAAUUGUCUGCAAAGGUCACGGGGGUCGAGUUUAUUUAUGCUGAAGUAUCUGAUGGAAGAUUAUUCUAGAAGGUGAACAGUGGACAUGCCCAAUAAAUCACAUGUAAGCAAAAA
Molecule: messenger RNA, 1036 nt
Organism: Syngnathus acus (greater pipefish)
Lineage: Eukaryota; Metazoa; Chordata; Actinopteri; Syngnathiformes; Syngnathidae
Gene: aspdh
Product: aspartate dehydrogenase domain containing
Exons: 8
Coding region: 130-966 (278 amino acids)
Biological process (GO): NAD+ biosynthetic process
Molecular function (GO): NADP binding; L-aspartate dehydrogenase [NAD(P)+] activity
Source: RefSeq, a predicted model, not a curated record